Molecule: messenger RNA, 345 nt
Organism: Parathielavia appendiculata
Lineage: Eukaryota; Fungi; Ascomycota; Sordariomycetes; Sordariales; Chaetomiaceae
Product: Pre protein translocase Sec Sec61-beta subunit
Exons: 3
Coding region: 1-345 (114 amino acids)
Biological process (GO): SRP-dependent cotranslational protein targeting to membrane, translocation; post-translational protein targeting to membrane, translocation
Cellular component (GO): Sec61 translocon complex; membrane
Molecular function (GO): guanyl-nucleotide exchange factor activity
Source: RefSeq, a predicted model, not a curated record
AUGUCCUCGCCCCGCGCCGCCUCCCCGCCAACAGCCUCGGGCUCCGCAACAGGCGCUAGCCCCAGCCCGCGGCCCUCGUCGCCCGCGCCGCCAGGCGGCGCGCGCACCGCCAUCCGCCGCCGCGCCGCCGCCGACCAGAAGGAGAAGAUUGCCAAUGCCCGGCCCAACAGCACGCGCGCCGCGGGCGCCGGCGGCUCCAGUAGCACCAUGCUCCGGCUGUACACGGACGAGAGCCCCGGGCUCAAGGUCGAUCCCGUUGUCGUGCUGGUGCUGAGUCUGGUGUUUAUCUUUAGUGUCGUUGCGUUGCAUAUCAUUGCCAAGAUCACCCGCCGGUUCUCGAGUUAG